Messenger RNA from Motacilla alba alba, 6720 nucleotides. It is a transcript of the gene SHOC2, whose product is annotated as SHOC2 leucine rich repeat scaffold protein. The record is from RefSeq and is a predicted model, not a curated record. The coding region runs from base 743 to 2491 and encodes 582 amino acids. The transcript has 10 exons. Gene Ontology annotation, molecular function: protein binding. Lineage: Eukaryota; Metazoa; Chordata; Aves; Passeriformes; Motacillidae.
GGCGAUGGCAGCGACCGCCGCAACAACAACAACAAUAACAACAAAAAGAAAGGAGGAAGCUCCGUCUUACAGCCUCACCUCUCCUCCUCCCCGCCAGCUCUCGGUGCCGGGAGCUGGCACGGAGAAAUUGAAGCGAACUGGCGUGUGUGUAGUGGCCGCGGCGCUCGGGGUAAUGAUUACCGGCGUGCGGGUAAUGAUUACCGCUGCCUCUGCCCGUGUCAGUGCGGUCCCCCACCCUCUCGCAGAGGCGUGAGGCUCUUUUCCUGUUUCACCCGGUGUAUUUAUUGUGGCAGUUCUGAUGGAGCCACAGAGACAGAACCCCGUUUCAAAAGUCGUCGCCUUCCUGUCUAGCCAGGAAAUGCUUCAAAAGCUGUAGUAACCUUAGUAAGGUGAACGGCCGCCUUGACUAAAAUUGCGACUGGGCGUGAGCUACACAGCAAUUCAGCAGAACUGAAGUUUGGUGAAACUGUGUUGCUGCUUCACUUGUCCAUCCUAUUUAGGAGCAGAAAUACUAAUACGGAGCAUUUGACCUGAUCUCUACAGCUGAAUCUCCUGACAGUAGGAUUAGGAAAGAGUGAGUGCCUUCAGAACCAAUAUGUAGCAAAUGGAUGUCACACCUCUGAAGCUCCCCCCUGGGUUCAACACUUGCGUGUUUUAAGGAUCCUUGUUGCCUCAGCAUUGAAUUGUUCUUGUGGACUUCAGAAACAGAUUUCAUGCAGUGCUUGCUGAACGUUGAGUCACCAUGAGUAGUAAUCUAGGAAAAGAAAAGGACUGUAAAGAGAAGGAUCCGAAAGUCCAAUCGUCAAAAGAAAGGGAGAAGGAGGCUAAGGCCUCCGGAGGAUUUGGGAAAGAGAGCAAAGAAAAGGAGCCUAAGACCAAAGGGAAAGAUGCCAAAGAUGGAAAGAAGGACUCCAGUAGCACGCAGCCUGGGGUAGCUUUUUCAGUGGACAAUACGAUAAAAAGACCUAAUCCUGCCACAGGUACUCGCAAAAAAUCCAGCAAUGCUGAAGUGAUCAAAGAGCUAAAUAAAUGCCGGGAGGAGAAUUCUAUGCGCUUGGACUUGUCCAAGAGGUCUAUACACUUGCUUCCAUCGGCUGUCAAAGAGCUAACGCAGUUGACAGAACUUUAUUUAUACAGUAACAAACUGCAGUGCCUACCAGCAGAGGUGGGCUGUCUGGUGAACCUGGUGACGCUGGCUCUGAGUGAAAACUCACUCACCAGUUUGCCUGACUCUCUUGAUAACUUGAAGAAACUGCGCAUGCUUGACCUGCGGCAUAACAAACUGCGAGAAAUCCCCUCGGUGGUGUACAGGCUAAGCUCCCUCGCCACGCUGUACCUACGCUUUAAUCGUAUCACUACUGUGGAAAAGGAUAUCAAAAACUUGUCAAAACUCACCAUGCUUAGCAUACGAGAGAACAAAAUCAAGCAACUACCUGCUGAAAUUGGUGAGCUGUGUAACCUCAUAACGCUGGAUGUAGCGCACAAUCAGCUUGAACAUCUUCCAGAAGAGAUUGGAAGCUGCACGCAGAUCACCAACCUUGACUUGCAGCACAAUGAGCUCCUGGACCUGCCAGAAACCAUAGGAAAUCUGUCCAGUCUAAGUCGUCUUGGCCUGAGGUACAAUAGGCUGUCAGCAAUUCCCAAGUCUUUAGCAAAAUGCAGUGAACUUGAUGAGCUGAACUUGGAGAACAACAACAUUUCUACUUUACCAGAGGGUCUUUUAUCCAGCCUUGUCAAACUGACUAGUUUAACAUUGGCCAGGAACUGCUUCCAGUCCUAUCCUGUGGGUGGCCCGUCCCAGUUCUCCACAAUCUACUCUCUCAAUAUGGAGCACAACCGCAUCAAUAAAAUCCCCUUUGGAAUUUUCUCUAGAGCUAAAGUAUUAAGUAAGCUGAACAUGAAGGACAAUCAGCUGACGUCUCUCCCCUUGGAUUUCGGGACUUGGACAAGCAUGGUAGAACUGAACUUAGCGACUAACCAGCUCACAAAAAUCCCUGAGGAUGUCUCUGGGCUUGUUUCUCUUGAGGUUCUUAUAUUGUCAAACAAUCUCCUAAAGAAACUUCCCCAUGGAAUUGGAAAUUUACGGAAACUCCGAGAGUUAGAUCUAGAGGAAAACAAACUGGAAUCCUUGCCAAAUGAAAUAGCUUACCUCAAGGAUCUGCAGAAAUUGGUUCUGACUAACAAUCAGCUGACCACCCUUCCAAGAGGAAUCGGUCACCUUACCAAUCUGACGCACCUUGGGCUUGGAGAGAACCUUCUCACACACCUUCCUGAGGAAAUUGGUACACUGGAGAAUCUGGAAGAACUGUAUUUGAAUGACAACCCCAAUCUGCACAGCCUUCCCUUUGAGCUGGCUCUUUGCAGCAAACUGUCAAUAAUGAGUAUUGAGAACUGCCCACUCAGCCACCUUCCACCUCAGAUUGUUGCAGGAGGACCCUCCUUCAUCAUUCAGUUCCUAAAAAUGCAGGGACCAUAUCGUGCCAUGGUCUGAUGCUCAUCGACUUGUCCAAUACACUGUACAAAAUACAAACUGCAUUAAUGUUGUAAUUGUCUGUAUAUGUAUAUAUAAUAUAAUAUAUGUGGUUUAUAUUAUAUUAUAUAUAUAUAAAUAUAUAAAUAAUAUAAAAAGGCAAAUUUAAGACUGCAUUAUGUGUUUCUGCUAAUAGAGGAAUCAUAGCCAUUUAGAUUUUUUUUUUUUUAAUUCUGUAAAAAUGCUUGUCUAAGUUUUCUUUGCUGAACUUGAUGGAAGUUGUCUGAAUAAUCUGAAAAUGCCAGUUCAUUUAAAGCAAUUGCCAAUGAACUCAAAGUUUAAAUUUAAGGGACAAAACCAGUUUUACUUAGAUUUACUUUCAGUUAAGAGAAAUGUAUAACCUUUAUAUAAUGAACUUUUCUGUUUUCCUCCCCCCUUUUUUUUUUUUUUUUGUGUCAAAACCCAAAAGGGUCACGUCCCCUGAGGUUGGUAUUUUCUUUUAACUUAUUUUGAGAUUUGAAGCAAAUGGUGUUUUUAUAUUGUUUACAGUCAGAGUAAAUCACUGGAGUUUGUUUUAUUCUGAUUUGCUCUGUUUUAAUCAAUCAUAUCUAGAGUUUAUAUGCCUCUGCUGAUGAAUUUUUAUCAACCAGUUUGUAUACUAAAAACAUACUCAUCAGAACAACUGGCAGGUGAAAAGGAUGCAGUCAAAACAAAAAGAAAAGAAAAAAAAAAAAGCUUGAAUUCCUUUAAGUCUUGCUUCCCUGAGUUAUCAGUUGCAGGCAUAACAUAUCUGAACUGAGCCUUUUGCGGUUGGUCUUUUCUAGCACAAGUAAACCUUUUCAGAUUGGUAAAAAUGUGGCGUAUCCUCAGUGAAGAGCGGUUUUCAUUGUGUGAAGUAACAAGUCCAUGAGGUCUAACAGUACAGUUAAGUGACAAGGAAAUAAUAUAUAUGUACAUUUUUAUUACAAUGUUGAGUCAUAAACUACAACAGGCAAUUUUAAGGAUUCCUUAUAGACCUUGUACAAUAAAUGAAUGUGUCUUACUUUUAAACACUGCAAUAUAUGUAAGUUUUAAGGUUGGUUAACAAUGUACUAUGGUUUUAUAUCUUGACUUGCCUUGUACCUCCUUCCAUUAUGGAACUUCUGUGUCCAAGCACAAUAUCUUCACACUGUGCUGUUUUGCUGCUGAACUAAAUGCACUUUUCCCCACAGCUGGGGCACUUGCUUCAAAAUAUUCAGUUCAGUAUCCUGAUUAUUCUUUUUUAACUUCAUCCUAUCUGUUUCAGUAUUAAACUGAUCUGUUAAAAAAGAGGCACCUUUUUCAUUUGUGCAGAUGUUGGUAGCUCAAGAGAAACACUGUAAGUAGUGGACAUUCAGUUUUAUCAUGAAUUUCUUGGCUGUUUAGAAGGCAGAAGAUGCUUCAGGGAGAUUUUCACUAUUGCUGCACUUGCAGUUGUCCUUUUUCAGGAGGGUAAGAACUCGAGGCAGUCACAUUCCAUGGUUACCCAAGAACUCUGUUUAUAAUCACUGGAAUUGCUGCUGGGGUAGUGUGACUUACAGGGCUUGUACCUUUUGCACAAAAUCAAAUCAAUGGAUGCCAUGGGAAAUCUGUUUCACAUGCAGAAGUUUGGGAAUAUUAUUUCUGGCUUUCAGGCGUGCUUAUUUAGACAUAUUUCCUCGAUCUACUUGCAUUUUGUUUUGUUGUGUGUCUUUUCAUUAACAAGGAGUAAGUUUUAAAUGGAAGGCAGGUGGAGAUAUAAAACCUUAGAGGGCUUAAACAUGCUGUAAAACUAUUGUAGAUGUCACUGGAUUUUAAUAAGUAGUGUUCUAUUCUUUCUCACACACUCUGUCGUUCCCCCCCUUCCCAUUUUUUUUUACAUCUACUGUAGCUUUUCAGUUUAGACUUUAGUUUAUAAUAGGCUAGUUCCUUACAGUUCUGCCUGAGUUGAUCUUUCUCAGCACUAAGGUGUUAAAAUAUGAAGAUGCUGAAAUGCUUAGUAUCAAGACUGUAAUUGAAAUUCUGAAUAUACUGCAAAGUCCGUGUUUGUGCCCUCGGGUCCCAUGGGGGGAAGCUGGUUUGGUUAAUAUGGUUCCUUAAAGCAAAAGUGGCGACCCCUUGUGUUUCCAAACGUCUUGGUCUCAUUCCCUCCCUGCUCCUCAAUCCCGUUUUUAUAAGAGUUCAAGGGAUUGAAUUUGUUUAGAUUGUAAAUAUGUUGAUUAUUCACCUUGCUAAGGUACAUGGUUAAUGACUGUAUGAUUGGAGCUGACCCUCUCGCCCAUAAAUUCCUGUGGAGAAGUUGGCUACCGAAAUAGUGCUCGUUACACUCACUUAAAAACAAGCUAUUCUUUUCAGUACACUUAUAGGAAUAAAUAAAGCUAUGUUUCAAUUCAUUACUAUAUUAAAAACAGGAUUUUUUUUUCAAACUAUCUUUGUACUAGUAUGGUUGUUGCAAUGCCAGAUAAUCCUGAGCUCUGUUUUAGGAGUUUAAUUUUAUACACUUUGAGGUGAAUGCUUAUUUUUUCAGUGUCUCAAGGGACAUUUGAAUAAGAGCAGUGUGAGAAAAGUUCUGGUGCAGGAGAAAUCAAGUCAGAAGAAUCUGAAAAGUUCUGAUUGGGAAUACAUUCAUAUAAAUCCAUUUAUGUACAAUACAUGGAUUUAUAUGCAGAUCUAUACAUAGAUCCAUAUAAAUCCAGCCAUUUUGAUAAUUCAAAAUAGUCUUACCUCCUGAAAUAACAGACUUUUGCAUUUCCCAGGAUGCUGGAUUGUUAACUAGUGUAGAUUCUAGAUGGUUUUAUUGCCUGGUGACAUUCAUUUGAACACACAUAAUGGCUUACACGUGUUUAAGAAUUUUAUUUUCCCAUAUCAGAUGAAGUAUAAAUGGGAAGAACUUCAUUCUGACAACUGUAUGUAUACAUAAAUACAAAAAUGUAUUUGUGUAUCUAUACAUGUAUGAAAGCAUAGACAAGGUGGAGAAAUAAAUUAUUUACAGCAUUUUUAAAAAUAAGAUUGAGAAAAAAGUGAUUCCCAGAUACUUGUAUUAAAUGUUUAUUCUCCUUGCUAUACAGGGGGAAAUAAUUUAGAACCGUUAUUAAAAGAUAUGACAGUCUUUACUUUGGGUGAAAAUCAUGACCUUGAUUACCUGGCCAUAGCCAAAAUAUCAAUUUUUUAAUGUGUCUGUGCCUGUAGACAUACAUGCUCAUGACCCAGAGACACUAUCCUGAAUCAUGCCUUGAUUUAACAAGCUAAAUGGUUACAGACUAGGUAACAUCAUGGAAGCCUGAAAAGUUAUAAAGCAGAUCAGAGAUUUGCUAAACCACGAAAAGAAGGAACAGUUGCUGUUGUGACUCACAUUGGUCACAUAUUGCAUUUUCAUUUACUAAAUAGGAAUUUUUUGGAUAAUUCUUUGCAAAAGUUUUUUAUGCUGUCCCAUAUUCAAGCUUGUCACUGGUGUAAGUGCAGUGGAAAUGCUGCUUGUUAAGUUGGGUUACAAAGUUGUAUAAUUGGGACUUUCCAUUUUGACCUUCAUGCACCCUUUUUAGAAGGAUUUUGAUUGUAGAAUAUUCACUUCAGUGCCUCUCUUUGAUUCAGUAUUUUUAGGAACCUGCAUGUUUAGACAUCUUGAAGGUUGUGUUUGCUCAUGAUUUAGACAAUUGGUACUUGGAUUUUCUCUCUGGUUAGUGCUUAAACCCAUUGUGUCACCUGGAAGUCAAGAGUCAUCUUCAAUCCUUGGAGUUUGAGAAAUCUCUUUUAUUUAAUAAUUAGAUAGCUUUGAGAGGUUAUUUUUUUCUCCCUUUUUUUUUAACCCAAAAAUAAAUUAAACUUCUAAAUCAGUACAAAUCCAUAUCAGGACACUUUUCAUAUCUGGAUGCAACGAAGAAUUUUCCUGUCAGUGUCACACCUCAGCUCUGUCAAAAGAAAUGCCAAAAUAGCUUCUAGUUAGAAACGUGCAGUUGGUGGUAAUUUGCACAACACAAACUUCAAGACACAGUAAGGAUGAUUACAAACAAAUUAUAGGAUCUAAAAAUGGGUUUGUUUUCUCAUUAGCAAAUAUCAAAAAAUUAUGUUUAUUAUUAUUCUGAUUUAGAUCUUAACCAGGACUGCACAGGACCUUUGCUGUGGAAAAAUAUCAGACCACACUAAUUUUGUGGUUAAAAGCUAAGUGAGAGUGUAAACAGUCUACAAAAAUGUACUUUUAAUCUGAAUUAUUGUAAUGUUGUUAUGUCUAUAUAAAAGAUUGCCUUGCUUUUUUA